Molecule: messenger RNA, 576 nt
Organism: Cavenderia fasciculata
Lineage: Eukaryota; Evosea; Eumycetozoa; Acytosteliales; Cavenderiaceae
Exons: 2
Coding region: 1-576 (191 amino acids)
Source: RefSeq, a predicted model, not a curated record
AUGGCAUUGAAUUCAGUUGAAAAGAUCACACUAAAAACUGACAGUAUUCAACCAUCCAUCCUCAAGAUAUUUAAGAAUAUUAAAUCAAUCACAAUCAACAAUUCAUUCAAAAGAAAAACCUACGACAACACUCUAGUCAGAUUCAUAUUUAAUAGUUUAAAAUGUUUCCUCACAUCAAUCAAUUUACUAGACUACCAAACUGCAUCAUCGACAAGUGAUUCAUUUUUGGAGGCAAUCAACAAGUCAACAACAGUAGGAAUAGUAAAAUUGUUGUUUCCAAGGGAUUGGUGUAAAGACCCAAUUGUACUAGACACUCGAUUGGCCAACAACAUUGUCAACAGCAUCAUCCUUCCACCUCAACAAAUGCCAAACUUGCGAAUAUUCCAUAUCAUCGAUAUCCCACAUGGUAGAUUCGACUUGGCCGGUACAAAACUGACCAAAUUGGUCUAUCAAGAAAAUGUGGAUUUCCAACGACUCAUCAUCGCCACUUCAAUUUGUCCAAUACACAAGGAUCGUGCUCCUCAUACUGGCACAUAUGGUGGGCGACAUAUUCUUCAAUUUAUCAAUCGACUCUGA